AUCAAACAAAAUAGUUGGUUGAAAUUUGUGGAGUUAUUAAUGAAUUAUAAUUAUAAAAGAUUUUAAAAAUAUUCUAAGAUUAAAUAUGACUGCAAAUAGUAAAGAACGUGAAUUUCGCUAUAUUUGCCAAUGGUUCAGUGAAUUCAGCGAACUUCAAAGGGAAGACUUUGUUCCGGUAUUAGUAGAUUACUUAAUAAAAGAAGAAAUUUACAUGAAUGGAGUUCUUAAUAGUUUGUCGUCAACAGGAUGCAAUGAUAAACCGAUGAGUUUGUAUCAGUGUCGUAUAAAACUUUUUAAAGAAUGGACUCCAAAGUGGCCCGAAGAUAUGAAAUUAAAAUUAAAAGCAAAAAUUGCCGAAUUAGAUUCAAAAAUUGGUGAAAAAGUUGAGCAAGAAUUGUUAACAAUUGGCAAUGAUAAUGGCUCUCUUUUAAAUGGAAAAGAAAAUGGUCAUAUUGAAAAUCAUGAAAACGAAAAUAUAAAUCCGAUCAGUGUCUCACCAGGGCCAUCACAAGAAAAUCUUCUUGAAAAUGAACAACAACCGCAACCAGAACAAAUUCCAGCGGAAGAAAUAAAUGAACCAACAAUAGAAAAUAGAGAAGAUGCACUCGAACAGAAUUUAAUUGAAUAAAUUUUGAAAUUCAAAAUCAAAUUAAAAAGAACAAACAUCUUAAAAGAUAUUUGAAUUUUAAAAAAAAGUAAUUAGAUUUUAAUUAAGAUUUUGAUAUGUAUCUCCGCAAAAUAUCUAUUUUUUAUAAUAAUUAUUUAUUUUUUAAAUUAUAUAGUUUCAUUUUUAACAAAAUUUUGUUGAAGGUAAUAGCUAAGCUCUCAAAGAUACAUUCCAACGAAAGCAAAUUUUAAAAACAUGAAAAUCAGAAUAACUACUUUACUAAACUUUUGUGGCAUAUUUUAUGAAAAAUAUUGAAUAUUAUAAAAUUGACUGAUAAAAACAAAAAAAACUCUACAUAAAAAUGAAAUAUUUUUGAAUAAAAUUAUUUUUGUUAUUCUUUUUUUUUUUUAAAACAUAUUAGCUUUUGUAGUCGAUAAGAAAUUUUAUAAAUUUGUAAUAAACAACAUUGUAUUUUUAA
Condylostylus longicornis is the source of this 1085-nucleotide messenger RNA. RefSeq lists its product as uncharacterized. The transcript has 3 exons. The record is from RefSeq and is a predicted model, not a curated record. Bases 86 to 628 code for a protein of 180 amino acids. NCBI's taxonomy places the organism in Eukaryota, Metazoa, Arthropoda, Insecta, Diptera, Dolichopodidae.